AUGACGACUGAAUGUGGCUCCAACAACGUGCCAAUGAAUCGCUUUCUAGUGCACAUUCGACCGCUUAACACAGUGGUUGUGUCCGCGAGUGCCAAGAUCCGUCGUGAGAAGAGCUUCCCUCGCAACUGAUUUAUUUUGACCGCCAAAUAGGGACACACCGUCGUACACCUUUAACUUUUAAAUCAAUUUUAAACGUGUGCAUCGUCGUGCUAUUUCCACUGCUUGCCGAGAAGUUUACUCUCUACAAAGCAAUUUAUUACAGAGUGCGCGCGAUUGAGUGCUAAUUCCAAAGAUCCUAUUAAAUAAAUCAUAUUGGAAUGGAAUAAAAAUUACUAUGGACAAGAACAAGAAGAAGAAAUUUAUUGCUUCUUUAUCACUCCAUUCUGUAUGUGUGGUUAUUGCUGGUGUGCCAAUUAGUUUUGUGACUGCGUGAAAGAUUGAGAAACUCCUCCGAAGUAAAAAAAAUAAAAAUUAAAAAUCCAUCAACAGUGUGCUUUAGUCUGUUGUGAAUCACCCAAAGAAACUCAUCUCCAUUCACUCUCUUUUUUAUGCUAAAUAAAAUUAUUUCUCACAGUGAUAGCCUUUAAUUACCAUCACGCAGUUAAAGUGGAAUUUGAGUUUUUUCAACCCAAAAAAUAUGGAACGUUUAUUUGGAAGUGUGGCGUUGGCCGUAUUACUCCAAUUAUGCGUUUUUAUAGAUUAUGCUGCAGGCGUGAAGUGCUACAGAUGUACCGUGGCCCCCAGUGCCCGCCUAAAUCAAACAAUGCUCUGCGCCAAGUUUGACGAGAGCAGCUACUAUGCUGUGGAGUGUCCGUACUCAACGAUGUGCAUGAAAAAAAUAUUUAGACUGAAAUUGAUGAAUGGUCAAGAAGUUGAGACCGUAACGCGAGAUUGUGCCCAGCAGAAGAGAACGGAUGAAGUUUUCCGGAAUGGCCGUUGGGAGAAGGAGAGUACAAUUGAGGAGGCCUACGAAGAGGGAUGUGAGACAAUUGAGGAGAACAAGAACACACAAUCCAUGACUGUUUUCUGUCACUGCCGCGGUUCAUUGUGCAAUUCAGCACCGAAAGAGACUCUCGUGAGCUACCACGUUGAUGCCAUGGCUGUAAUUUUAGUCUUCAAUGCUAUGAAAUACUUUCAGAGCAUAGACUGAGCGAGAUGUCUCUGACUUUGAAUACCCACAUUGCAUUACCAAGCCACUGAUAAGCGUUUCAUAUUUAUGUUUUAUUAUUAAAUUAUUAUCUCUAUAUACAUACUCUCCACAAGAGGAGUGCGCGCGCUUUUAGUAAAAAUUUGUGACUUUGCAAAGUCAAAGUCUUUUGAAUUUUUUUUCUUAUUCUUUUGAUAACACGACCCCGUCAUGAUAAAAAAAAUUGUGUAAAAGUUCAUAAUUUAGAUAAAGUGAAAUACUCGUAUGUAGAAAAUGCCAAAAUGUGAUAUAAACCGAAAGUUAUUUCAAUAAAAACCACUUAAAUAAUUUAUAAAAGAUAAA
Messenger RNA from Lutzomyia longipalpis, 1489 nucleotides. RefSeq lists its product as uncharacterized. The transcript is spliced from 3 exons. Gene Ontology annotation, biological process: sleep; positive regulation of voltage-gated potassium channel activity; regulation of synaptic transmission, cholinergic. The record is from RefSeq and is a predicted model, not a curated record. Lineage: Eukaryota; Metazoa; Arthropoda; Insecta; Diptera; Psychodidae. Bases 638 to 1150 code for a protein of 170 amino acids.